ACAAACAAGUAAAAACGACAUUACGGUAACUUUCUUUUUUGGUAAUGAUGUAUUUUGAGUUAUGCUAUCUUACUGCAUCAAAAUCUCAAUUUUCAUAAAAAGUGGACUUAGCACGUUUGCGAACUAAGCCAACGAUGUAUAACUUAUAAGAAAAUAUUCACCAGGAAAUUGAACGCCGUGAGCAGCGCGCCGCCGGUUUCGAUUGCACCGAUGGGCAUAUUCUACGUCGGCAAAUGCGUGUGGGCGUGGAAAGAAGUGAACAGAGCGCCAAUCAACAGGAACCUAUUUACUCUGAAAUUGAAGAAGAGAGCAUACAUAUCACGGGAACGCCACAUUAUGACAAUAAAACAAGCGCUAAGGAAAUAGUAACAAGCAGACCGGAUGUGGAAGUGUUGUAUGCCAAAGUCAAUAAGGCCAAUAAAAAGCUGAAGCCACAAGCUAUGCAUACAACUCCAAUGCCAUUAGGAAAGCUAUUACAUGACUCGCUGAAAAAUUCAGAUAUAUCCCCGUUUACAGUACAACUGCCAACGCUGCAGGAGCAAUCUGGCAGUGAUACAUCAUACAUGUCGCCUCCGCAAGCGCAUGUGUGUGCGACAGCCACUUCAACAACACUAUCACAUUGCCGUUCACUGAAUAAUGUGCGCAUGCAGGAGCAGCAUUCUCCGCCAAAGCGAGAUCGUAACCUAAAUAAAUCCGAUCUGUCGCUGCAUCGUAGUGAGAUAUUUUUAGACAACCUGUGUCGAAGUGAGCUCGUACCGGAAAAUGGUGAACUGGAGCGGGUUGAGAAAAUGAAUAAUAAUGAUUUAAACAAAUCCUACGGUUCCCUACGUACCGAUUCUAUGGGCCAAAUAAAUACUUAUCGGCACUUCUCUACAUCCACGCCUACUCCAAACGAUUCAAUAUCCUAUGAUACGCCAAAUGACGCAGACUUUGAUAACAUUUCCCAGGCAGAUAUUAGCCAAUCAGGCUUAAGUUUGGCUAACGAAUCGAUGACAUCUGGUGCUCCAAACACACCGAAAAAGCAGAAUGCACCCAAAUUUGUAACUAAGUCACACCUAAGCAAACAACGAUUGUCUAAUCUCAAUCCAUCGACCGAUAUCUUCUCAUCGCCUUCAUCUUGCCAUCAGCCAAGUACCAGUUGCCCUGCUACACCACGAAAAGCUCAAUCAGAUUACCCAACAGAGCUACCACACACCUCCAGUCUCAAUGAAGUACACCAAGCCGACACUGGAGACCAAUUCCAACAAGAGCAACAUUCAACACCUAGCGGCAGUUUUAAUGGUCAAGUUCAACGUUCUACAAUCGGCCACAGUUGCAUUAAAACACCUUCCAGCAAUUUAAACAUUCCCUCUUAUAAGCGUUUAAAAAAUGUUUUGCGCAACUCAUUUAAGCGCAGCACGAACUUCGUUAAAAACGAGACACGUCGUCUAUCCAGUUCUUUUAGCUUUCCCUCGUCACAUAUAAGCUUGUCGAAGAGCAUAAAUACGCACAAUCAAACCGACCCAAACCUGCAUGCUGCCACGUCCACAUACGAUUUGGAUGCAUUGUUCGCAUUGGACGAAAAAGCGCCAGUAACGCAGCAAUUAGCGCAAGCGGUAACUAUUUGUCGACAACUACCGGAAGUAGAAAUUUCACCUGAAAUGGUGGAAGCUGAACGUUUACUGCUUUUUUCGCGCCUACGUGGUGACGUGUGGCCCCAGCAUGGUCGGCUGAUUUCAGCACGUGCUUCCGGACAACACACACAUCGUUUUUAUGUGGAUAGCAUGCGUUUGCCCAUAAAAGUCGAUGUUAAUCAAGAUUUCUUCUUCAACUAUUUCUAUAUAGUGACUUUCGAGUGUGGUGGUGUAAUAAAGUCCACACAAUCGGCGGAGUGCCACAACGGACAGGCAAUAUUUAGUGAUUGCGGCAUUGAAUUUGUAGGCGGUUUGGGGAAGGAGGAUAGCGAGGUGCGCUGUAAAAUAUUUAUGUUGCGGUUGCGCAAAGUAUCUACACUAUCGCUGGAACCCAAGCGGCCCAUAGUUAAAAUACCUGCUAUACGCACACCUGGCGGCUCAUCGACAUCAUCUUCGGGCGAUGAAAUCGUUUCACGUUUUCGCCUACAUGCCAGCUUUUUACUUCAUGCCCGCAAUUUUGUGCCGUACGAGUACGUAGAAUGUGAAUCCAAGAACACAGAUAAACUUUGCUUGCGAGCCAGCGCCAAAAAUUGUCAAUUACCACUAACACCGUGUACACAAUCUACAAAUCUCAGUGCUGCAAUUCAAAUAAGUGGCCGCACGGAAGUUCGCCUGCCUAAACAUACGCAUAGCGGUUUUCUAAAUGUGCAAGAUCCUCAUACGCUUCACAAUUGGAAUCGACGUUGGUGUACAUUGGAUGGUAUCUUCGUACACGUGUGGACAGAUGAAAAUCAAAUGGAUGACAAAUUGCUACUAUCUUUGGAUAUGCGCUCGAAUGUGCAGUCAACGCCACUGCAAAUGGCCCCGCGGGAAUUGUGUGCACGUGCACGCGCUUUUUGUUUGCAGUGCUCGCUACAAAAGGGCGGAGAGGAAGUGGAUACAGCGGCAGUAUUUUUUGCAGCAGAUACACAGGAGGAACUGGAGGUGUGGUUGAAGCAGCUAAAUGCAGUGCUAGAAUUUAUUGAAAAGUGGUUGCAUGCUAAGAGCGGCGAUGAAGAAUGUUAGUGUGGGACUUUUCUUUCUUCUCUCGCACAAAUUUUCUUAUGGAAUGUCAUAUGCCUUGUAUUUGAUAGCUGUAUUUAUUUUUUUGUAAUUCCUACUAAUACAUAGUUUUAUACAAAUUUGGUCGGUUUAUAUAUAUGUAUGUAUGUAAGUGCUUAUGAUACUUACACAUUUAGGAUAGAUAUAUGUUUUUAAUAAAUUAAUAUUUACUUAUAAAAAUAAGUCGUUGUCAGCCGAUACAUUAAUCUUUGCUUGUACUUGCUUUGUUUAUAGAAAACCUCGUAGAAACUUGUCAGCAUAAUUUGAAGCGUUGAAAUAACUGUAUAAUUUUUUAAAU
This is a messenger RNA of Rhagoletis pomonella (apple maggot), 3012 nucleotides long. RefSeq lists its product as uncharacterized. The coding region runs from base 234 to 2678 and encodes 814 amino acids. Gene Ontology annotation, biological process: septin ring organization; actomyosin contractile ring assembly; mitotic cytokinesis. Gene Ontology annotation, cellular component: actomyosin contractile ring. Lineage: Eukaryota; Metazoa; Arthropoda; Insecta; Diptera; Tephritidae. The record is from RefSeq and is a predicted model, not a curated record. The transcript has 4 exons.